Messenger RNA from Epinephelus fuscoguttatus (brown-marbled grouper), 2246 nucleotides. RefSeq names its product katanin p60 subunit A-like 1 (gene katnal1). The transcript has 11 exons. Bases 112 to 1602 code for a protein of 496 amino acids. Gene Ontology annotation, molecular function: ATP hydrolysis activity; ATP binding; microtubule binding. Gene Ontology annotation, cellular component: microtubule cytoskeleton. Gene Ontology annotation, biological process: microtubule severing. Lineage: Eukaryota; Metazoa; Chordata; Actinopteri; Perciformes; Serranidae. The record is from RefSeq and is a predicted model, not a curated record.
GUAACCGAGCCGCCUGUAUUCUUCACACGGCGUCUCUUCGCGGCCAUGGUAACACUUUGCCCAACACUGCGCCUCUGAUUCAACAAUUAACAGCACAAACACGCUGUUUUCAUGCAGCUAUUAUUCAGCAUGAAUUUGGCAGAGAUAUGUGACAACGCCAAGAAGGGCCGUGAGUAUGCUCUGCUGGGCAACUAUGACUCCUCCAUUGUUUACUACCAGGGAGUCAUUCAGCAGAUCCACAAGCACUGUCAGUCCCUCAGGGACCCUGCUCUCAAAGUCAAAUGGCAACAGGUCAGGCAGGAACUGACUGAGGAGUAUGAGCAGGUGAAAGGCAUCAUGGCAACGCUGGAGAGCUUCAAGUCAGAGAAGCCAGUUGACAUCCUUGCCCCUCAGUCUGAGGAGAAGUUUGAGGAUCCAGCAGUGUGGCCCCCUCCCACCCCUGCAGAACACAGGAAUCCUGUUGCAGUGAAGCGCCCCAACAGUGCAGUGAAGCAGCAGAGGAAAGACUCCCCUGGGCUGCAGCAUCGAGGAGCAGGGCCAGGAGGCCGCAGCCAGGCCAACCCGAAACCAGACAGGCCAGGUUUCAGAGACGCCCGAGGCACAAAAGCCAAAGACGAUAAGGGGAAGAAAGGGGUCGGAGAUGCACCAGGGGAUGUAGAGCAGAAGAAGUUUGACAGCACUGGACAUGACAGCGACCUGGUGGACUCACUGGAGAGAGACAUUGUGUCCCGUAACCCUAACGUACACUGGGACGACAUUGCUGAUCUGGAAGAUGCCAAGAAGCUGCUGAGAGAAGCUGUGGUGUUGCCUAUGUGGAUGCCCGACUUCUUUAAGGGCAUUCGUCGCCCCUGGAAGGGCGUGUUAAUGGUUGGCCCUCCUGGGACAGGGAAGACCAUGUUAGCCAAAGCUGUGGCCACAGAAUGUGGGACUACUUUCUUCAAUGUGUCCUCCUCCACCCUCACCUCCAAAUACAGGGGCGAGUCUGAGAAACUUGUUCGUCUACUUUUUGAAAUGGCUCGGUUUUACGCACCGACAACUAUCUUCAUAGACGAGAUCGAUUCCAUCUGUGGCAGAAGAGGAACAUCGGAUGAACAUGAAGCCAGCCGCAGGGUCAAAUCAGAACUCCUGGUUCAGAUGGAUGGUGUUGGGGGAGCUCUGGAGAACGAUGACCCCUCUAAGAUGGUGAUGGUUCUCGCAGCCACCAACUUCCCCUGGGACAUCGACGAGGCGUUACGACGACGACUAGAGAAGCGGAUCUACAUCCCUCUGCCCACAGCUGUGGGUCGUGUUGAGCUUCUUAAGAUCAACCUGCGGGAGGUGGAGGUGGCUGCCGAUGUGGACUUGGACCUCAUUGCUGAGAAGAUUGAGGGCUACUCUGGAGCGGACAUCACCAACGUCUGCAGAGAUGCGUCCAUGAUGGCGAUGCGUCGUCGAAUCCAAGGCCUGACCCCCGAGGAGAUCCGAGCUCUGUCCAAAGAUGAGCUGCAGAUGCCCGUGACCAUGGAGGACUUCACCCUCACGCUCAAGAAGAUUUCAAAGUCUGUCUCUGCUGCCGACCUGGAAAAAUACGAAGCCUGGAUGGCUGAGUUUGGGUCAGUAUAGAGAACAGUACUGUUUAGACUCACAGGGGACCAAAACCUUGAACAGAGGACUUUGAAAAUGAUGAAAGCCUUGAAGGAGAGGGACCUGGGAGUGUAUGUCAUGGAGCUGAGUGACCUCUAGUGUGUGAACCAGGCAGCACAUCAGGGAUCAAGAUUACACAGGGGCUCAUGUUCACAUCAGAAGACUGGUGCCUUUGAGAGAGCACGAUGAGAAGUGUCAGUGGCUGCACUCCUGCCCUUUCACACACUCUUCCCUUGUUGUUUCUCCAGCACAAUUGUUCAUGUAGAGACUAUCAAUCAUCCAGCUGCUGGCUGACUGACUUAAGUGACCUGAAGAAGAAAAGGGAACUUUAAAUGUAAAAAGUAGCCUAAUACUCACAGGUAGACCAGGGAAUGCACGCUAGUUUUACUUAAGCAAGGCCUUGUGCAAGAAUAUUUCUGUAUUCCCUAAACCCAUGGUACUUUGUAUCUGAAGCUUGUUCGUAUGAGUGUUAUACAUCGAAUUCACCAAACAGACCUGUCGUUAAUUGCUCAUUUCAAACUGAUGACUGCCAACUGUUUACAAGAGGGUGAGUGUUUGUCAGAAUCAGUCAUUUGGAUAAUCAGCGCCCCUAAAACUGCCAUGAAAGACUCCCUGCUCUGCUC